AUGGUGACUCCGACUUGUUGUGCUCCCAGUGAAGCAGGAAGCAGACGAUAUAGCCGUCCUUGUCCGCCUUACUCGUUCACAUACUCUGACCGUCGCCACCACUUCUCCUCUCACGACAACCGCCCCGUGAUGAUGACUGAUCGAGAAGAGUCAGACCAGCCCCGGAAGCGGAUCGCUGUGGCGGUGUCCUCCACCGAAAGGCACUUGAAAGACAGUGAUUAUACCUACAAUCUCGAAGCAGCACGGUUAGCUCAUCACGGUGCUGGAGCGGUGUCGCCGCUAACAUCCUUACCGCAAUAUGCCCACGACGUAGCGGCAGGCGAUGGGUUGACUCCGUAUCGUCAGAGCCCAUACCCUUAUAGCGGUACUGGCAGCACUAGGAAUUAUUAUUCCACUUCGACCAUGCCUGGGUGGAGCAGCACCUAUGCCGACGACAGCACAGGCAAUGUGGAAUAUAGUUACUAUUCCUCCUAUCCGCUCAUGAGCCCAGAGCCAACCUCUGUUGUGCCAGGAUAUAGUCAGUACAGCGCUCGAAGACCGGUGUAUGCCGAUCCCGAGGCUGCACCCUAUCCAUAUGCCAACCUAGCCCAUCGCCCUACUGUCAGUAGCGACAGUCAGGGCUUCUCACUGUCGAGUAUAGCAGCAUCCCUGCCUAGUGCUUCCGACAGAAUCCAUUCCAACAUCAACAGGACGUUGACCAGCUCCUCGAGCUACCGAAGUGACAGCCUUCCAGCGCAGUACGCAAAUACCAAGACAUCAUCAGCCGCCCCUGAUAUAGCAUACAGCAACCUCCAGCCCGCAGCCUUCGAGUCCCCCUAUAAUCCCGCCAACGGCACACUAGCUUCGCCCAUCACUCAUCAUCGCCCUUCUAGCCAUGCCGAAGUCAACCCUUAUCCGUCUACAGCGGCGACAGCGGACCAAUUAUAUUCUGACCGAUCCGCCGAGGACACGGCUGGACUCGGGUACAUAUACGGCGACAGCAAUAAUAGUAAUAAGAUGAGCGGCAGCAGCAGCUCGCAGCGGGAUACCGGUACCUCUCACCACUCUAGCAGAGAUGUGAGUGUGAGUGGCGCUGGAUCUCUCCUGGCCAAUGGCCAUGUAUAUGUCCCCGAGUCACACUCUGCUCAUCCCACGCCGCACCCUUACAUCGUGCCGAGCACCACAAGCUCUAGAGCUACCGUUGACACUUCGCCGCCAAGUGUCCCGGCCUCAGGUGCUCGUGGCGGGAGUAGUGGAAAUAACGGAUCGCAUCGGUCGUCGGACAGUCAGCGACGGUCGGUGGGGACUCUUCGCGGGGGUUAA
This is a messenger RNA of Xylaria bambusicola, 1302 nucleotides long. RefSeq lists its product as uncharacterized. The transcript has 2 exons. The record is from RefSeq and is a predicted model, not a curated record. Bases 1 to 1302 code for a protein of 433 amino acids. NCBI's taxonomy places the organism in Eukaryota, Fungi, Ascomycota, Sordariomycetes, Xylariales, Xylariaceae.